This is a messenger RNA of Sinocyclocheilus rhinocerous, 1149 nucleotides long. Its product is annotated as gastrula zinc finger protein XlCGF8.2DB-like. Gene Ontology annotation, cellular component: nucleoplasm. The transcript has 2 exons. Gene Ontology annotation, biological process: negative regulation of transcription by RNA polymerase II; regulation of cytokine production; regulation of immune system process. The record is from RefSeq and is a predicted model, not a curated record. Gene Ontology annotation, molecular function: RNA polymerase II cis-regulatory region sequence-specific DNA binding; DNA-binding transcription repressor activity, RNA polymerase II-specific. Bases 32 to 1036 code for a protein of 334 amino acids. NCBI's taxonomy places the organism in Eukaryota, Metazoa, Chordata, Actinopteri, Cypriniformes, Cyprinidae.
GAAAAACUCCUGCUGAGAUCCUAUUAUAAAGAUGGCGGUUAUUAAAGAGGAGAGUGAAGAUGUGAAGAUUGAAGACACUUUCAGAGUCAAACAAGAAGAUACUGAGGAACAAACAGACCGAAUGGCGUUGAAAGAGGAGAGUCAAGAACUGAACAAUACGGGAAAAGAGAAAGAUCAGCACGAGAAACAUUGUGAUUUCAGAACUGGAGAAAAAUCUGCAAAGACUGAAGAGACUUCCUCACAAAACAGAGCUCAGAAGACCAAAUCUAACAGUCAUUUCUCCUGCCAUCAGUGCGGAAAGAGUUUCAGUCACAAACGAAACCUUGAGGUCCACAUGAGAGUUCACACUGGAGAGAAGCCUUUCACCUGUCAACAGUGUGGAAAGUGUUUCACUCAAACUCAAAGCCUUAAAGUCCACAUGAGAGUUCACACCGGAGAGAUCUCGUUCACCUGUCAACAUUGUGGAAAGUGUUUCACUCAAAAACAAAACCUUAAAGUCCACACGAGGAUUCACACCGGAGAGAGCUCUUUCACAUGUCAACAGUGUGGAAAGAGCUUCACACAAAAGGGAAACCUUGAAGUCCACAUGAGGAUUCACACCGGAGAAAAGCCUUACACUUGCUCUCAGUGUGGACAGAGUUUCACACAUCAUAACACCCUUAGUUCCCACAUGAGAACUCACUCUGGAGUGAAGCCGUUCAUAUGUGAUCAAUGUGGAAAGAGCUUCACAACAGAGCUAAACCUGAGGUAUCACGUCAACAUUCAUACCGGAGAGAAACCAUUCACAUGUGAUCAUUGUGGAAAGAGUUUCACACGCAAGGUAACCCUCAAUUCCCACUUGAGGAUUCACUCUGGAGAGAACUGUUUUAUAUGUCAUCAAUGUGCAAAGAGCUUCAGUCAUAAAAGUAGCCUUAAUACUCACAUGCAACUUCACACCGGAGAGAAGCCUUUCACCUGCAAACUGUGUGGAAAGAGCUUCACGCAAAAAGGAAAUCUUAAGGCUCACGUGAAAACCUGCACAGGAGAGAAGCCGUGAAACAAGCUUCACAAGUAUAGAAACCCUUAAUUGCCACAGGAGGGUCCUAUUUUUGUUCUUGAUCAUGAGCAGAAUACACGCAUACCAAAUUUGAAACAGAAAUAAAAAUCAAC